Kluyveromyces marxianus DMKU3-1042 is the source of this 2847-nucleotide messenger RNA. RefSeq names its product trifunctional formate-tetrahydrofolate ligase/methenyltetrahydrofolate cyclohydrolase/methylenetetrahydrofolate dehydrogenase ADE3 (gene ADE3). The transcript has a single exon. Gene Ontology annotation, molecular function: formate-tetrahydrofolate ligase activity; ATP binding; methenyltetrahydrofolate cyclohydrolase activity. Gene Ontology annotation, cellular component: cytosol. Lineage: Eukaryota; Fungi; Ascomycota; Saccharomycetes; Saccharomycetales; Saccharomycetaceae. Bases 1 to 2847 code for a protein of 948 amino acids. Gene Ontology annotation, biological process: tetrahydrofolate interconversion. The record is from RefSeq and is a predicted model, not a curated record.
AUGACUAUUAUCGACGGUAAAGCGAUUGCCAAUGGGAUCAGACAGGAGAUCAAGGAGGGCAUUUCUGGCUUGAAACAGAAAUAUGCGGCAUUCCGCCCCACAUUGACCAUUUUCCAGAUCGGAAACAGACAGGAUUCCAAUACGUAUGUGAGAAUGAAGCUAAAGGCAGCCAAAGAAGCUGGCAUUGAAGUGAGGUUCAUCCAUCUCGAGGAAUCAGUGUCUGAGCUAGAGGUGCUUGCCAAGAUUGAUGAUGAAAAUGACGAUGAGUCGGUGCACGGUAUUCUAGUGCAAUUGCCUCUUCCAAAGCAUCUAAACGAGGAUAAGAUCACGUCACGUGUGGCAGCAUCCAAGGACGUGGAUGGGUUCGGUCCAUUCAACAUUGGGGAGUUGAACAAGCGUAACGGUAAGCCAUUCUUCGAGCCAUGCACGCCCAAGGGUAUUAUCGAGCUUUUGAAAAGAUCUGGCGUCACAAUUGCCGGUGCAGAAGCGGUUGUCAUUGGAAGAUCCGAUAUCGUUGGGUCUCCAGUUGCAACGUUGUUGACCUCUCUUGAUGCCACGGUGACCAUUUUGCACUCCAAGUCGAAGGAUUUGCACAAGUUCUUGGAAAAUGCCGAUAUUGUUAUCGUUGCCAUUGGCCAGCCGGAGUUCAUCAAGGGCGAGUGGUUUGCCAACAACAAGCGUGGUGCCGUUGUCAUCGAUGUGGGCACGAACUUCGUCGAGGAUGCAAGCAAGAAAUCGGGCUACAGAAACGUCGGGGACGUGGAGUUUGCAGCUGCUGAGCCAUACGUGAAGUUGAUCACGCCUGUGCCAGGCGGUGUCGGACCCAUGACCGUUGCCAUGUUGAUGCAGAACACUUUCGAGAGCGCACAAAGAGCGUUAGAUCGCCAAUUGAACGUCGGAGGGAACGACUUCGAGCCAUUGCCUCUAAACUUGGUGAAACCAGUGCCAUCGGACUUUGAGAUCUCGAGAGCUCAAAUCCACAAGCCAAUCACCCAAAUCGCCAAGGAAUCCGGUAUUCUACCCUCCGAAUUGGAGCCAUACGGUGAUACCAAGGCCAAGGUUAAGUUGGAUAUCUUGAACAGAUUGAAGGACCGUGAAAACGGUAAGUACGUUCUAGUCACAGGUAUCACUCCAACUCCAUUGGGUGAAGGUAAGUCCACAACUACAGUUGGUUUAGCGCAAGCGCUAGGUGCCCACCUGAAGAAGAAGGUUUUCGCCAACGUGCGUCAACCUUCCAUGGGACCCACCUUCGGUAUCAAGGGUGGUGCUGCCGGUGGUGGUUACUCUCAAGUUAUUCCAAUGGACGAGUUCAACUUGCACGUCACUGGUGAUAUCCAUGCCAUUUCCAUGGCUAACAACUUGUUGGCUGCAGCUAUUGACACAAGAAUGUUCCACGAGUCUACCCAAUCCAACGCAGCCCUUUACAAGAGACUUGUCCCAACUAAAAAGGGCGUUAGAAAGUUCACUCCAACCAUGUUGAGAAGGUUGAAGAAGUUGGGCAUCGACAAGACAGAUCCAAACGAGCUAACAGAAGAAGAGAGCGCAAGAUUCGCUAGAUUAGACAUUGACCCAGACACCAUCACUUGGAGACGUGUUGUUGACUGUAACGAUAGAUUCUUGAGAGGAAUCACCGUGGGUCAAGCUCCAACCGAACGUGGUCAUACCAGAUCUACUGGUUUCGAUAUCUCUGUUGCCUCUGAGUGUAUGGCCGUUCUUGCUUUGGCUAACUCGUUGGAAGACAUGAGAGAAAGAUUAGGUAGAAUCGUUAUUGCUGCUUCGAAAUCGGGCGAACCAAUUACUUGUGAAGACAUCGGAUGCGCUGGCGCAAUGACUGCGUUGUUGAAGGACGCUAUCAAGCCAAAUAUCAUGCAAACUUUGGAAGGUACUCCUGUGUUUGUUCACGCUGGUCCAUUCGCCAACAUUUCGAUCGGUGCCAACUCUGUAUUGGCUGAUAAGAUGGCCUUGAAGUUGGCCGGUGUUCCACAGGAACUACCUCAGGAUGUCAAGGAUUCCCAAAAGGGUUACGUGAUUACAGAAGCCGGUUUCGAUUUCACUAUGGGUGGUGAAAGAUUCAUCAAUAUCAAGUGUAGAUCCAGUGGUUUGGUUCCAGAUGUUGUCGUUAUCGUUGCCACUGUUAGAGCUCUAAAAGUUCACGGUGGUGGUCCAGAGGUUAAAGCUGGUGCUCCAUUGCCUGCUGAAUAUCUACACGAAGAUGUUGAAUUGUUAAGAAAAGGUUGUGCCAACUUGGCAAAGCACAUUUCAAACGCCAGAGCUUACAAUCUACCUGUUGUUGUUGCAAUUAACAGAAUGUCUUCUGACACUGACAAGGAACACGAAGUUAUUAGAGAAGAAUCUAUCAAGGCUGGUGCUGUGGACGCCAUAGUGUCAAACCACUGGGAAGAAGGUGGUAAGGGUGCUGUGAACUUGGCUGAAGGUAUCAUCAAGGCCGCUAAUGAAGAAUCAAACAAGGACUUCAAGUUCUUGUACGACGUGGAAGGUAGCAGCGUUGAAGAUAAAAUCUCUGCCAUUGCCAAGGAGAUGUAUGGUGCUGGUGAAGUGGAGUUCUUGCCAGAGGCACAAGCUAAGAUCGAUCUUUACACAAAACAAGGUUUCAGCAACUUACCAAUCUGUAUUGCUAAGACCCAAUACUCUUUGUCACACGAUGCAAACUUAAAGGGUGUGCCAACUGGGUUCAAGUUCCCAAUUAGAGAUGUGAGAGCAUCUAUUGGUGCAGGAUACUUGUACGCGCUAGCAGCUGAAAUUCAAACCAUUCCUGGUCUACCAACACACUGUGGUUUCAUGAACAUCGAAGUUAACGAAGACGGUGAAAUCGACGGUAUGUUCUGA